Chaetomium globosum CBS 148.51 is the source of this 717-nucleotide messenger RNA. RefSeq lists its product as uncharacterized. The transcript has 2 exons. The coding region runs from base 1 to 717 and encodes 238 amino acids. Gene Ontology annotation, cellular component: mitochondrion. The record is from RefSeq and is a predicted model, not a curated record. Lineage: Eukaryota; Fungi; Ascomycota; Sordariomycetes; Sordariales; Chaetomiaceae. Gene Ontology annotation, molecular function: oxidoreductase activity; zinc ion binding.
AUGUUGCAGCAGCAUGGGUACCACCGGCCCGAAUACAUUCGUGGGGCCCCUACCAAAGCAUGCGCCCUUGUUCCCGAGGGUGUGAGUCUGGACGAUGCCGCCGCGGUGGGGGUCGCAGGCAUUACCGCGUACCAGACCAUUGCUCCUAACGUCAAGCCGGGCGACAAGGUCCUCAUCAACGGCGGGUCAGGCGGCACUGGCACCUUUGGCAUACAAAUCGCGAAAGCCCUGGGCUGUCACGUCACCGUAACCUGCUCACCCGGCAAAGCUGACCUCUGUCGCUCGCUUGGAGCCGACGAGAUCAUCGACUACACCUCUACCGACGUCUCGCAGGCUCUCAAGGCCAAGGGCCAGGUAUUUUCUCUGGUCGUUGACAAUGCUGGGCUGCCUGCGACUUUGUACAAGGCCGCCGACAACUUCCUCGUGCCAAGUGGCAGGUUCGUCCAAGUCGGUGGGCCGCUCAACUUCAGCGCUAUCAAGACGGUGGCAUCGAGGCUGCUUGUACCGUCCUUCUUGGGCGGCGGGAGGCGCAAGUACGUCAUUUUCAACAUCGGCCAUAGCCGGGACGAUCUGAAGCAGUUGGGGCAGUGGAUAGCAGACAAGAAGAUCAGGGUCGUCGUUGAGCAGACCUACGAGUUGGAGGAUUUGCCCAAGGCGUUUGAGAAACUGAAAACGGGUAGGAACGCAGGGAAGCUGGUGAUUCAUGUCGGGAAGUGA